UAUGACGUCACUUUCCGCAAUUAUUAGUAACCGGUGUUCUCCCGCAUUUUCGAGUAUAAGUAAUCAUGAGUCUUUGGGUUGACAAACACCGUCCAAAUUCGCUCAGUAAGCUUGAUUACCAUAAAAAUCAAGCUUCUCAUUUAAAAAAGCUCGUAGCCGGUGGGGAUUUUCCUCAUUUACUUGUAUAUGGGCCAUCUGGUGCUGGAAAAAAGACUCGUGUUAUGUGUGUGUUGAAGGAACUGUAUGGGUCAGGUGUAGAGAAACUAAGAAUUGAACAACACAAUUUCACUACACCUUCGAAGAAAAAGUUGGAAAUAUCUACAAUAUCAAGCAAUUAUCACAUUGAAGUUAAUCCUAGUGAUGUAGGCAACAAUGAUCGUGUAGUGAUACAAGAAUUGAUCAAGACAGUGGCACAAGUCAAUCAGCUUGAAACAUCCACACAGCGUGAUUUCAAAGUUGUGGUAUUAACUGAAGUUGACAGACUAAGUAAAGAUGCCCAGCAUGCUUUACGUCGUACCAUGGAGAAAUAUAUGGCAACAUGUCGUCUUGUACUCUGCUGUAAUUCUACCAGUAAAGUUAUACCAGCUAUAAAGAGUAGAUGUCUUGGUAUACGAGUUGCUGCUCCAUCAAUUGAUGAGGUGUGUCAGAUUCUCCAGACUGUAUGUAAGAAGGAAGGACUUAAUUUGCCUAUAGAACUAGCUAAGAAAAUAGCAGAGAAAAGUAACCGCAAUCUUCGUAGAGCUUUACUUAUGUGUGAGGCUUGUAGAGUUCAACAGUACCCAUUUAGUGCUGAUCAGGCAGUUAGUGAACCAGAUUGGGAAGUUUAUCUCAGAGAUACUGCAAAUAUGAUAGUUCAACAACAGAGCCCUAAAAGAUUGUUUGAAGUAAGAGGAAGACUGUAUGAACUGCUGACUCACUGUAUACCAGCUGAUGUUAUAAUGAAGGGGUUAUUACAGAAUCUGAUCAGUAGUUGUGAUGGGGAGCUCAAGACAGAAGUAAUUCAAACAGCUGCAUACUACGAGCACAGACUUCAAUUAGGACAAAAAGCAAUAUACCACCUGGAAGCUUUUGUGGCCAAAUUUAUGGCAAUUUAUAAACGAUUUCUGGAAGAAGGCAUUGCAGAUAUAUUUUGAUCACAUUGUGUGUAUUUGUACUGGAACAUACUUUAGAAAUUCAUGAGGAAAGAAUGUGGUUUAAACGUUAAAAUGUUACACUUAAUUGACACAUUUCAUAUUUCUCAUAAAAAAUAGAAAGAGGAACAAGUUAUAAAUCUAGUAGGUGUUUAUUGAGCAAUGAUUAGAUCAGACUAAAUGUGCCUUCCUUGUACUUGCAUGUUACCUUGUACAUAAACAAUAAUUUGCUAUAUUUAUUGAUAUAUUUUCCAAUGACAGUUAAUAGUUUCUUUUUUCAAGUUACCUCCCUUGCCAUGUAAACGGGACAUUUAAAACUGAGUUGUUUACUUAAGGACACAUUAUGAUUGAAUGAUAUAACAGAAUGAACUUGUGGUCAGCUUAGUUAACUUACAAGUUACAAGUUGCCUGAAUAAAAUUAUUGAUACAACUA
Molecule: messenger RNA, 1563 nt
Organism: Ruditapes philippinarum (Manila clam)
Lineage: Eukaryota; Metazoa; Mollusca; Bivalvia; Venerida; Veneridae
Product: replication factor C subunit 3-like
Exons: 8
Coding region: 66-1133 (355 amino acids)
Biological process (GO): DNA-templated DNA replication; DNA repair
Cellular component (GO): nucleus; DNA replication factor C complex
Molecular function (GO): DNA binding; DNA clamp loader activity; ATP hydrolysis activity
Source: RefSeq, a predicted model, not a curated record